Syngnathus typhle (broad-nosed pipefish) is the source of this 3458-nucleotide messenger RNA. Its product is annotated as protein shisa-6-like. Gene Ontology annotation, cellular component: dendritic spine membrane; AMPA glutamate receptor complex; postsynaptic membrane. The transcript has 9 exons. The record is from RefSeq and is a predicted model, not a curated record. Gene Ontology annotation, biological process: regulation of AMPA receptor activity; regulation of short-term neuronal synaptic plasticity. Bases 282 to 2375 code for a protein of 697 amino acids. Lineage: Eukaryota; Metazoa; Chordata; Actinopteri; Syngnathiformes; Syngnathidae.
CCCCCCCUCGCAUCAUCAUGGGCUGGCUGCAGCGAGCUUGAGUUCACUUCAUGAGCAAUGACAGCUGAGAUCUGCCCUUGAAGGCAACACUUGCAUUCAGCAUGAAGGCUCCUGCUCCUGCUGCUGCUGCUGCUGCUGCACACGAGACUCAGCGAGUAGGAGAAGACUCCAUGGCGAAACUUACGGAGGACUGAAUCUUCUGCAAAGCGCAAUCAGAGUUGCCUUUCCAAAUCCCACAGUCUUUUUUUUUUUGGGGUGGGGGGUUUUUUGCUCCGCGCACCAUGGGGAUAAGACACCUUCUGUUACUUCUCAUUUAUCUGGAUCCACUGAGCGUGUUGAGCGCGGCCACGGGUGGGAAAAAACCCAAACAGACGACACGGAAGCUUCCCAAAGCCACAGCGGCGCCGACGGUGGGCGCGCAGCCCAAGACGCCGCAGCCCGCUCCGGUCAGCAACCACGACACCUGCCUCGGUUACUACGACGUCAGCGGGCAGUAUGACAAAAUGUUCGAAUGCAACAACACGGACCAUCGCUACUGCUGCGGGACUUGCUACCUGCGCUUCUGCUGCGAGUACAAGAAAGACAGACUGGAUCAAAAAGCCUGCAAGAACUACCAAACGCCGGUGUGGGUGCAGACGGCCGCUCCGUCUCCAGUGCCGACGGGGGAGACUUUUGAGGGCAUGGACCAGACCAACACGGCGGUCUACAUCACCUGUGGGAUCAUAGCCUUCAUCAUAGUCAUGGGAGUGUCUGCCAAAGUUGCUUAUGACAAAGCCACAGAGCCGCCACAAGAAAUGAAUAUACACAGGGCCCUUGCUGACAUUUUGAGACAACAGGGGCCCAUCCCCAUCUCUCAAUACGACUGUGAGAACUUUGCGGCGAUGAACAGCUCGUCCAAAGACAACACACCUGUGAGAACCUCCUCCAAGAACCACUACACUCCUGUUCACCCCUCCAAAUCCAACCACGGUCAUUAUGGGAAGGAGAGUGUGCGGAGUAGUGGCGGCGGCGGCGGCGGCGGCGGCGGCGCAGACCUUCACAACUUCAUCUCCUCUGGCUUUGUGACAUUGGGGCGAGGUCCUCAGAAAGGAGAAAAACAUUGGCCCGUCCGCUCCCAGAGUCACCAUGGUACCCAUCAGCACAACUAUAACCAUGUGGCUCUAGGUAGCCCCAUACGCACACCUAAGAAUGCUCACCGAUCAUUGAGGCGUGACAACAAUCGGAUAAGUGGCAUCCUGACCUCGCAGACGGAGCCCUACGACCUGUCUUUUUCACGCUCCUUCCAGAGUCUGUCCCACCUGCCGCCCUCCUACGAGGCGGCCAUCAAAGCCGACCUCAGCCGCUUCUCGUCUUUGAAGAAACUGACAGAUAAAGACGUCGAGGACUACUACACUCGGAAGAGACACCUGCCUGACCUGGCAGCAAGAGGCACUCUUCCCUUGCAUGUUCUCAAAAUCACUCAAGACCAGCAUCGGGAACAGCAGCAGCUUCAGAGUCAGGUUCCACAGUCUUCCAUCAUGCAGGCAACUCCCCAGUCACAGUCCUCUCAACAGCAGUCCCAGCAACGACAAAGGCCCCGACGAGUCCAGAGAGCCAUGUCCCAAGAUCGGGUGCUGUCCCCGCAGAGAGUCCCACAACAGGAUUACAACCCAUCCUCCAACGGGAUGUCCCCUUACGGAGGCCGGAUUCUGUCGGACGAGCAGCUGCUGUCUGCCGAACGUCUUCGAUCCCAGGAGCGCCUUCUUCCGCAGGACCGCCAUACUUCCCAAGACCGCCUGUACACCAAAGACCGCAUGUACUCCAAGGACCGACUUCUCUCCCAGGAACACCUCUAUUCAAAAGACCGCCACUACUCUCAAGAACGACUCUACUCACAAGAUCGCCUGUACUCACAAGACCGCCUUCUAUCCCAGGAUCCUCUGCUCUCCCCGGACAAGCUGAUGUUGUCGCUGAAGCGCGGCAUGGUCAGCAGUAUCUCCGGGGAGUUUUACGGAAGCGACAAGUCCAUGUCGCGUGCCAUCUCGCACACAGACGUCUUCAUACCCACCACGCCUCUUAUGGAUCGCUACAAGAUGACCAAAAUGCACUCCCAUCCCAGUGCCUCGAACAACGGCGGUGGCGGCGCCGGAACUCAGGCGGCGGCGGCGGCAGCGGCGGCGGCGGCAGCGGCGGCCCCACACUCCAACACUUUAGCAAUGAACCAGACUGUAUCCAAGCGGCAGGCGUUUGCCGCCAGACGGACUCACACUGUGGAGCAGCUCCACUACGCCCCGCAGCAUCACCAGCAGCAGCAGCAGCAGCAGCAGCAGCAGCAACAUCCACAGCAACAUCCACAGCACUACCGCACAGGAAGCAAGACUGAGGUGACUGUGUAAUGGCAACCAAGGAGUGCCUGAACUGCACGGACAAAAACACAACUGGCCUUGGUAGGCUGCUGUGCUCACUAUUCUCUCAGAGUAGGACUUCACUUUACUUUGACCCAUGUUCCAGGACCAAGAACAUUCACUAGCUUAAUGUGAGAGACCGGUAAAACCAGCUACACUGUACACUGCAUUCAGAGUAUUUUAAUUUGGCAAAAGUCUCGCUUUCAUAUGCCGAAUACUAUAGCUCCCUCCAUCUUCAUUCUCUUAUCCGUCCGUGUACAGGCCCUGGCCCUGGCCCUGGCCUCAUUCUCAAGUCUCGACUGACCCUCUUUGUCCAGCCAAUCGACAACAUCUACGAACAUUUGGGGCAAAUUACAAAGGGCUUUGCACAGUGGAAACCCACGGGCCAAAUUCCUCCUUGAUUUCUGAUGUGCAACACAGAUGAUGAGCUUGGAUGAACCUGUAAUAACCUUAUAAAUAUAUAAAUAAAGCAAACAACGUGCACCCUGUCCUACUCAUAAGUGAAAAGCAUCUGAAAUUUGCACUUUCAGGUGCCUCCAACAGAUGUUCCAUUUCCAAAAUUGAAGUGGUUAUGUGGGUUACAAAGCACAAUCGUGAUAGAAUCAUAAUUAUAUUUCAGAGUUUUUAGUGAUGGCUAGCAUUUUUUUUUGCAAGUGAACCAUGACAAUGAUAUAUUUUGGUUUCUUUUGCUUCAAGUAGAUGAUUGUAAAUAAGCUAUAAUGUAAACAUUAUCCUGGAUAGAUCCGAACUGAAUGGACUUGGUAUUAGAGUGUCUGUUUUCAAUGGAUUCUUAAAAAGAAGGACUAAAAACGAUCACUGUUUUGUAAAUUCAGAUUAGAAACCCACUUCAACAAGUAUUUGACAGGAGAAAAAAACAACUAUAUUGUGCGUGUCUUUGCAAAACUGUUUGUAGGGAGAAAGGAACGACUGUGUGACGAUUAAAAAAAAGAAAAAAUACAAAAAACACUGUUCAUACUUGGAUGUGUAGCGUGUUCCAUUGACAUCACCGAUUACGAAAAUGGAUUAUAAUGCUCAUAGGGACAAAUAAACAUUCAUAUUUUUUUAAACAUUCAA